Molecule: messenger RNA, 1523 nt
Organism: Setaria italica (foxtail millet)
Lineage: Eukaryota; Viridiplantae; Streptophyta; Magnoliopsida; Poales; Poaceae
Exons: 2
Source: RefSeq, a predicted model, not a curated record
UGCCCGAGCUCGUCGGCGAGAUCCUCCUCCGCCUCCCUCCCGACGAGCCCGAGCACCUCCUCCUUGCGGCCCUCGUCUGCAAGCCCUGGUUCCGCACCCUCUGCAACCCCGCCUUCCGCCGCCGCUACCACGCCUUCCACCGGACGCCGCCUCUGCUCGGCUUCCUCCACAGGCUCCAGGUCAUCCAGGGAGAUCCGCCCCAGCUCCUCGCCCCCACCACCGCGGCGCCCCUCCCCCCCUACCCCAACUGCCACCGCACGCGCCUCCUCGACUGCCGCCACGGCCGCGUACUCAUCCACGUGGGGGACGACUACUGGCACUUCAUCGUCUGGGGCCCCGUCACCGGCGACGAGCAGCGCCUGCCGGAGCCUGGCUUCAUUCCCGUGGCUAAUCUACUCCGCCGCGGUGCUCUGCUCUGUGCCCGGCUGCGACCACCUCGACUGCCACGGCGGACUCUUCCGGGUGGUCUUCAUCGCCACCGACGACGACGACGAACUCGUUAAGGUGAGCGCGUACUCAUCGGAGACAGGGGAGUGGAGCGUGCCGGUAUCUCUUGGCGACGAUUGUGAAGCCUAUGUAAAGCAUCAGCAAAGUGCAACAGAAAGAUCCUACUACACACCCUAUGUGCAGCCUAGGUGGGGUGCCGUUAUCGGGGAUGAAAUCUACUUCACACUUCGGAGGGGUAAUGCAAUCGUCAAGUAUGACUGGAGCUACAAUUGCUUAUCUAUGAUUAGCCCGCAAUCACUGGUGGUGUAUAGCAGUCGGAUUUCCCUCAUGGUGACAGAGGACAGUUCACUGGGGUUUGCCUGCAUUGGAGGUUCCAACCUUUUUCUGUGGUCAAGGAAGGUGAAUUCACAAGGAGCUCCAGAAUGGGUACAAUGCAGGGUCAUCGAUCUGGAGAAAAUUAUACCUGUUGCCGAUUCCAGUGAUGAACGACUUGUGGUUGGCUCCGCAGAGGGUGUGGGUGUCAUCUUCAUCAGCACAGGUGUUGGAUUGUUUAUGAUAGAGCUCAAGUCAGGCCGGGUGAGGAAGGUUGAUGUGCCUGGGGUCUACUUCAGCAUCCUACCCUACAUGAGCUUCUACACUCCAGAUCACUGUAGAUUGUCAUCAGUAGCAAAGGAUUGACUGAUCUCUGAGGUGCUGCUGAAUAGUAAGACCUAUCAACAUGGAUGAAUCCACCAUCUUGAGCCUGCUUCUGUUGGUUUCUUUAAGAGCUACUACUAUCAAAAAGUUCAUUUCUUGGUUCAAGUCAUUAUGAACAAAUGUGGUUGUCUUUGUCGAGCUAUCCUGACCAUAUCAUUUGGAAAUUGUGUCUUUGUUUAAUAUGUCAGGCAUGUUUCAGCUUCUCUUUUGUUAAUGUUUGACUCAGUUACAUGGAACCAAAACUAUGUGGAGCUUCUGUUGUUUCCCUUUCUUGGAAAGAAUGAACAUGACACUCAGUGUUGGGUUCAUGUCUUCAAAAGGGUCGUCAAGUUUCAGACUUUUUGUUUAUACAAUCGGGCUAUCAUGUUUGCUCUUUUCCA